AUGGCCAACAUCCCCGAGAAGUUCACCGGCUUCCAGGUCAACAGCGCCGAGACCUGGCAAGACUUCAAGAAGCAGCAGUUCGACCCUAAGCCCUUUGGCGACUACGAUGUCGAUAUCAAGAUUGAGUGCUGUGGUGUCUGCGCCAGUGACGUCCACACGAUCAAGGGUGAUUGGGGUGCUCAGCCCUACCCUCUCGCCGUCGGUCACGAAAUCGUCGGCAAGGCCCUGAGAGUCGGCUCCAAGGUUACCAAGAUCAAGGCUGGCGAGCGCGUCGGUGUUGGAGCCCAGUCCUACGCCUGCCUCAACUGCCGCCAGUGCAAGAACGACAACGAGACAUACUGCAAGGAGCAGCUCGACACCUACGGCUCAACCUUCCCCGACUCUGGCGCCAUCUCGCAGGGCGGCUACUCUUCCCACGUCCGCACUCACGAGCACUGGGUCUUCCCCAUCCCCGAAGCCCUCCCGAGCACCAUCGCCGCGCCCAUGCUGUGCGCCGGUCUGACCGCCUACAGCCCCCUCAUCCGCAACGGCUGCGGCCCCGGCAAGAAGGUCGGUGUCGUCGGCAUCGGUGGUAUCGGCCACUUCGGCGUCAUGUUCGCCAAGGCCCUCGGCGCCGAGGUCUGGGCCAUCUCCCGCUCCCGCUCCAAGGAGGCCGACUCCCUCAAGAUGGGCGCCGACGGAUACCUCGCCUCAGGCGAGAAGGGCUGGAACGAGCCCCACAAGAUGACCUUCGACCUCAUCCUCAACACCGCCAACUCCUUCGAGGGCUUCGACCUCUCCGCCUACCUCAGCCUGCUCGAUGUCCACGGCAAGUGGGUGUCCGUCGGUCUCCCCGGCGGCGGCGGCAUCACCGUCCGCAACCAGGACUUCCUGCCCAACGGCUGCUUCAUCGGCAGCUCGCACUUGGGCAGCAGGCGCGAGACCCUGGAGAUGUUGCAGCUGGCUGCCGACAAGGGCAUCAAGACCUGGGUGCAGGAGGUCCCCAUCAGCGCCGACGGUCUGAGGGAGGCUAUGAACGGUAUCGAGGACUCCAAGGUCCGUUACAGGUAUUGCCUGACCAACUACGACGAGGUCUUCGGUCACAAGCUGUCCACGAUGAAUCGUUGGCAUGCCGAGUCUUGUAACGACCCCGAGGUUAUCCUUCUCGAUGGUAUCGGAACGCCGUAUUGCAGACGGUGCGAUCGCUCUCCCGACUUGGAUGCCCUGAGAAACGCUUUGCCGUCGGGCGCGAACGACCCGGUCAUCCCAUCAGACAAACCCCUCGGCGAGCUCAAUCUCUACUGGCCUCCAACGGUGCCAUACUCCCACGGGAAAGAGACAUCAUCGGCGGAGAUGUCACAAAUUUCAGGAAAUUGGUCGUCCCAGGAAAAGAAACCACCGUUGGGGGAAGAGCUGUCUAUCGCGACCAACCCUACGAAGACCGAGUUCUCUUCGGAGAGUACCCAAGCAGCCACUUCAUCGGGAGUUUACAAGCGCAGAUUGGCCUCGGAUGAGUUUCGUCUGUUGAUCCUGGCUGCAUCGUCGCCGUCGUUCCAGAAUAGCACCCCAUCAACACCUGUUCACGUCGAGCUGGAGAUACACAAUGACGAGAGAUAUCCAGAGUACGAGACGGUCUCCUACACCUGGGGCGGGGAAACAGGAGACAGUUCACCCUGUCGGCCCGUGUUCGUCGGCGAUUACUGGGACAUCGUGUUCCAGACCCGCAACUGCGAGGCUAUGCUCAGGUCGCUCCGCCCGGAGCGAGGCAUACGGUUGCUCUGGGUCGACGCAUUAUGCAUCAAUCAGAGCGAUACAACUGAGCGCGAGCAACAGGUCGGCAAGAUGGGAUCUAUUUACGGCAACGCAAUACGGGUUAUUGUCUUUCUUGGGCCCCACGUUUCCCCGUCGCAGGUCAAUGGGCCGGCCCAGCAAUACCCAGCUCGUAGAAAGCUGGAGGAUCUCUGCGACCUCGCCCACGCCAAUAACAACGAAAGCAGAUCAGAAGACGAGCAGAAUCGAAAAUGGUCCUCGGAGUAUUUGGAGUUACGUGACGUGCUCCAAAUGAGAUAUUUCAGCCGUAUCUGGGUGGUACAGGAGCUUCUUCUCUCACGUUACGCCGUGAUUCGUAUUGGUAACAUGGAAUUCAUCGCGGACCACCUCACGGGAAAGAAGCUGGAUAAUCAGAAAGUGUCGGUGUCACCGGGGUUUGCGGAGGAGUAUCUCGAGUGCCUACAGCAGAGUGGACUUCAAGCAACCGCCAAACGGGUCAACGGCAAAACUUACAUUGAACUUUGCUUCGGAUCAGGGGACGAAGCGGAAGCGCGCCAUUUUCUACCUACUGCAGCAUUCCGCAAUUCAUCUGGCAGCCUCUACAGAUUAGGGCCGUUCAAAUACUGGCGUGUCAGUGCUGGUGAUGAUAAUGAGCAGCUUAACGGCGACCGAGAACCAGAGGAAUCGACAUAUAAGGAGGCCAUGACGGAGAUGCAAGAUCAGAUGCAUGAGUGUGUCUCUCGAGGCUCUGGCUCCGCGAGGCAAUUCAAUUCGUCCAAAGCUUCGCGGAGCUUUUAUCUUGCUGCCAACCUCAACGACAUCAAAAGUAAGCUCCAGGGGGCCAAUAUUGAUAAUCAGCGCUACGAGGAUGGCGAUGAAAGGCGUUUUCCGAGCCAAUUUUUCUGGAUCAACCUCUGGGAUGAGGUGAAAAAGUUCAACUUUGACCGCAGAAACUGGAUCAACAUCAAUACAACUGUGCCGUCAAACGCGGCAACGAUGCUAUUCGAGGGGACGGAAUGGUUGGAAAGUAUGAAGGACACCAUGAUGCCGGCAGUUUUCGAGUGGCCUGAAGAUCUGAUGGACGCGCUAGGCAUUGACGGGAGCACGUAUCGCGUGCAGAUAAUUUAA
Molecule: messenger RNA, 2877 nt
Organism: Colletotrichum karsti
Lineage: Eukaryota; Fungi; Ascomycota; Sordariomycetes; Glomerellales; Glomerellaceae
Exons: 5
Coding region: 1-2877 (958 amino acids)
Biological process (GO): alcohol metabolic process
Molecular function (GO): alcohol dehydrogenase (NADP+) activity; zinc ion binding
Source: RefSeq, a predicted model, not a curated record